Molecule: messenger RNA, 1565 nt
Organism: Puccinia graminis f. sp. tritici CRL 75-36-700-3
Lineage: Eukaryota; Fungi; Basidiomycota; Pucciniomycetes; Pucciniales; Pucciniaceae
Exons: 4
Coding region: 177-1565 (462 amino acids)
Source: RefSeq, a predicted model, not a curated record
UUUCUCGCAGUAGCCGGAAGAACCUGAAGACUGGAGGCUGCCGAGUGCCGAGUGCGUGCCGUGUGUGUACUCAAGCUGGUUCAAGUCCAGCGCAGUGAGUCGAUUCAAUUUUGAGAGGGGGGGGGGGGGAUUCCCAUGAUUCGCGUCCGCUUCAUCCUGCUUCCACCCCCACCAAAAUGCGAUUUCAAUCGAAGAGGUCGGCGUUUGGCGUCGUUUUAUACUCAUUGGGAGUCAGUCGCCUGGCAAUAACACCCGUCUUGGCUAGGCUUGAACCAGAGGAGUCUUUGAGGAUGGAAACCCAGCUCAAAAACAACGCAGGUCCGUCGGAUGCGACGAGGAUUAGACCCGACGACGAUCAAGAGCUGUUUUUCCGACAUCAGAUCCAGCAGGCCGAAGCAAGUCGACAGAAGGCCGACAGAAAGAGAGAGGAGACUGCAGCCGAGAAGAAGGCGCGAAAAACGUGGCAACUGGAGAAGCGAAUCGAAUGGCUAAUCAAGCAGCAAGAAAGUGCACAAGUCUCGGCGUUGGGCACAGACUUGGCCACAAUAUAUCCGUUCGCAUCUUGCAAAGUAUCCGACUCCAAGAUGCUCGAGAUAUGGAACCGUCUGACAUCAAAGCUCCAGGAAAUGGCCUCUGAAGUCGGCCAGUUUUUAUUCGAGCAGGAUCCGGAUCCCAAGUUGAAAUUCCUGAAGGCCAUGUUCCUCUUACGCGACGAUCUGAUGACACACUUCCCAAAAUAUCUGCGUCAUUUCAAGUGGGACUUGCUCACAAUUGCUCAGAUGGUCCAGUUCCAUACUGAGCUUAAAAUAUCUGCCUUGAGAAUCAACUUUUUGAUCAGUGUCGACACAGUCGUGCCUCGGCUGGAAUCCUUGAAAACUAAUGAGUUUGUAGGGUAUUUCAGGAAAUCACUUGAAGAUUAUAAGGGCGAUGAGAUGGUCAUUGUUUACCUCUGUCUAAAAAGCAUCGUGAAGAAUUUCAACCUGAUCACAUCCCGGGAAGAAGAGCUCCCAGAGUUUUCCGAGUUUUUCCACUCUUUUUCUGAUGACAAAUUCAUCAAGAAGAUCAACAACCUCUCUGGAGAAUUGUGUCUGAUCCACUUCAGGCCUGGAGAACAGACUUGGGUUGAGAAUAACCCAAUCUUCCUCCAGAUCAAAACCCUGAUUGACUAUUUCAAUGAUCCCCCUUUAUUUGAUCCAGAAGCUCAUACAAAACCAGAUUUCUUAUUAGUCUGUUUCUUCAUUGAUUUCCUGGAGGAUUUCUACCAACCAAUCAUGAGGAACUUCAGAUCUAAUCCAUUUUAUCAGAGGUCCUUAACAAAGAAACUUGAGUUCAUGAAAACUUUCCUCAAAAUUUAUCAACAAAAUCCUCACAAUGGAUCUCAUCUCCAAAGGGAGAUCUGGAGUCUCAUCCAACAUCAUCAAAUUCAACACCCUGAUGAACCAGAAAUGAUUGAAUGGAUCCGUAAAUUCACACUCAAAGUGAUUGAUCUAACUCCUCACCAAAUUGAAACAAUGAAAGCUCUUCCAAUAUACACAAACAUGUGGUUUAUGAAAAUUGUUGAUUAG